AUGGCUCGGAAGGGUAGCCGAAAGGUCCGAACGGGAUGUCUAACCUGCAAAGUUCGCAAGAUCAAAUGCGACGAGGCCAGACCGUUCUGCAACCGCUGCACCGUCACUGGCCGGAAAUGUGAUGGUUAUCCACAUGUUGCCGAUUUGUCAGAUGCUGCGUCGAGCUCUCCCGGCUCGUCCGUCAUUCCUUUUCAACCUAGCCGCGCCUCUCCCGGCAUCAACUCGCCUAACGACAGCCGCGCGUUGCAGUACUAUUCGGAGGUCGUCGGACCCCUCCUCUCAGGGGCUGUCGAUCCCUACUUCUGGACUCAUAUUGUUAUGCAAUUCAGCACAUUCGAACCUGCUGUCGCACACUCCAUCCUCGCCAUCAGUGACCUAUACGAACAAUUUCAGAGCGGCAGCAAUGCAGCAGUCACUCCUCGCGACAACAGCUUCGCGUUGCGGCAUUAUAAUGCCGCCAUCCACGAGCUGCGGAGCAUGAUGACCCGCGAUAGGCAACCUGUUGUGCUGCUCGUCUGUCUUUUGUUCAUCUGCAUAGAGUUCUUGCGGUCGGGACGCGAAGCUGCCAUCAGGCAUUGCAAGCACGGUGUCGCCAUCCUGCGAGAUACUCACAACGAGUUUCCCUGGACGAGGGAACAUCUCCUUCCACUUUUCCGACGUCUAACCGAAUACUCGUUCUUUUUUAGCAGCGAGAAGUCGGACUUUCCCGAUCUGAGCGGACUUGAACAUCAUAUCCCGUCCAGCUUCUCGACAUUUCAGGAUGCCCAACUGAUGAUUGACGACAUAUACUGCCAGACACUUCAGCUCAUGAAGAAAGGCUACCCAUACCGUUCCGAAUCGCUGAUAGGCAGUGCGGUUCCGCCAGAACUACUUGCAAAACAAGAGAGCAUCAACAAAUUGUUAGACAAAUGGAAUGACCUCUUUGACCGCUUCGUGGAGCAAGACCAGUACUCGUGUGCCCCGGUCACGAAGGCUCUCGAAUACAAAGACGGGUAUUUGCCCAAGAUGCUUCAGAGCUUCCUGACAACGCGCUACGAAUGCUGUCGUAUCUGGUUGAACAUGGCCUUUGACCUCAGUCAAACUGGCUACGAUAAGUACUUGCCUAAUUACAGGCGGCUGGUUAAAGAGCUCACCUCAACCGUCGAGCGAGUUUCAGAGCACUCGGAACGUGUGUCUAUCAGCACGCAAACCCCAAAAUUUAUGUUUGAAACGGGGUACACACCAAUGCUGUUCUUUAUCGUCAGCAGCUGCCGUCAUCUGGAAACGCGGUUACAAAUACUGCGUCUGAUGCCAAUCCUGGGACUCCCGCGAGAAAACUUGUGGGAGAUGGCCACGCUGGUUGUGAUGGCGCGGCGGGUCAUCGAACUGGAGCAUGAUAUAUCCCUGGACCCUUACGGAGAACCCCUCGAACCGAUCUCGCCAGAUUUGCCCCUGCCAGCAAACGAGAAGAGGAUAGUGGACAUGUGGACAGAACCGAAAACCGAAGAGAGGAAUAUUCUAGGACAUAUUGUACGUGGGCGGAUAGUAGGGUUUUUCCGACGCAAACCUGACGGAAGCACCUCGUUGCACACCGAGUUUUUAGAAGUUAGGAACAUCAAAGAGGAGCUCGGGAAACUCCAUGUCGGUUCACCCGUAGUGGUUCCAUAG
This is a messenger RNA of Colletotrichum graminicola M1.001, 1647 nucleotides long. RefSeq lists its product as uncharacterized. Gene Ontology annotation, biological process: regulation of DNA-templated transcription. Lineage: Eukaryota; Fungi; Ascomycota; Sordariomycetes; Glomerellales; Glomerellaceae. Gene Ontology annotation, molecular function: zinc ion binding; DNA-binding transcription factor activity, RNA polymerase II-specific. The transcript is spliced from 2 exons. The record is from RefSeq and is a predicted model, not a curated record. Bases 1 to 1647 code for a protein of 548 amino acids.